Pieris macdunnoughi is the source of this 303-nucleotide messenger RNA. The record is from the annotation of a GenBank genome assembly. Lineage: Eukaryota; Metazoa; Arthropoda; Insecta; Lepidoptera; Pieridae.
AUGGGCGACGAAUCUGAUCCUUGCGAGUGCUUGUGGAAUCAUGAGUUGGCAAUGCGAAGGCUUAUUUUUAUGCUCCGUCAAGGCCAAUCAUACUGUACAGAUGGAGAGUGUCUUGAUGAAAUGCCAUCAUUACCUCAACCAGAAAAUGCUGCAAUCAAUUACACAUUUAUGUUCAUGAUGAUGGCUGUGGCAAUUGUUUUGUAUGUCUUACGCCCACAGCGCAACCAAAUUCAGGAUACUGCCAAGCCCGCUCCUAACCCUCGUGAUAAUGAUGGGGCACCGCCGGCACCACCCCGAAUUUAA